Molecule: messenger RNA, 1065 nt
Organism: Trachymyrmex cornetzi
Lineage: Eukaryota; Metazoa; Arthropoda; Insecta; Hymenoptera; Formicidae
Product: F-box/LRR-repeat protein 3
Exons: 4
Coding region: 1-1065 (354 amino acids)
Biological process (GO): SCF-dependent proteasomal ubiquitin-dependent protein catabolic process
Cellular component (GO): SCF ubiquitin ligase complex
Molecular function (GO): protein binding
Source: RefSeq, a predicted model, not a curated record
AUGGUAAACUUUUUGUCUCCUUCGAAUAAAUCCAAGAAUUCAUCGAGUUGCAGUUUUUCCGAGCUUCCUGAUGAAAUAAUAAUGAUCAUAUUAAGAAACUUAGACUUAAAAUCAUUAUGCCGCGUGAGCAAAGUAAAUAAACGGUUCAAUAAUUUAACACAAGACCAUCGGCUUCAUACAAGUUUAAACUUAGAACCGUAUUAUUUGAUUAUUAAUACACAGGCAUUGAAUUAUUUAGCACCUAGAUGCAAAUAUUUACGACGGUUGAAUCUUUCAUACUGUAAUGGUAUUUUUUCUGACGAUAUUGGAAAAUUUCUUGUUUCUCAUGGUAGUCUCUUAACGCACUUACAAUUGAAUCACUUAGAGAUCUACGAUAAUACCAUACUUGAAAUUUCGAGAAUAUGCAAAAAUUUGAAAGAAUUAGGUCUAUUCUAUUGUUACGGGAUAAAUGAUGACGGAUUCUCAUAUCUCGAAAAUCUGAAGUUCCUGGAGUAUUUGAAUGUUAACGAGACACAUAUAACUACCGAAACUCUUUGCAAGAUACUGCGAAGAAAUACACGGAUGCGUCACUUAUAUAUAGGAGGCGAAGACGAAAAUCUGAAUCCUGAUAAAAUUGUAAUGGAAUUGAGAAAUUCCUGUCCAGAUUUGGAAAGCAUAAAGUUACGGUAUAAUAGAAAUGUACAUGCACGCUUGAAUAUUCUUACAUCAAAAGGUAUUAAUGACCUUGCUGGCUGCAAAAAUUUACGAGAAAUGUAUUUGGAUUGGUGUAACUGUUCUGGUGCUAGCUUCUUCAGAGUGUUUUCCUCCUGUCAACACUUGGAAAGAGUCUCCCUGUACUAUUGUGAAGGUUUGACUGAACGUGAUAUAAGAGCACUAGCAUUGUGUAAAAAUUUAAAAAAGUUAGAUUUAACGGGCAUACUGAGAUGUGUGACAUCUGAGAUAUGUCACACAAUUUUCAUGAAUUGUCAUAAAUUGGAGAUGAUUAAUCUCCGCUAUAGUAACAUUGCCAAAUGCUUGAUUCUGCAGUGGCAGCAAAAAUACACGCACAUAACCAUUACAGCAUGA